AUGUCUGUAUCGGGUAAACCAAGCACCAGCGCGCCCACAACAGGCUGUUCCCAAGUGCGGUGGCAGUUCAUCAACGCUUCGGGUAACAGCCGAAAUAACCUCACUCGAGUCAAACGACAUGUCAUGCAAGAAUAUAUGCGACAAAAGCGCCAGGCUGCUGGUCAGUCUGACAUUGACAUUGAUGAUGCUAUAGCAGAAGGCGGCCGCAAACCAACGAAGUCACGUCGCGAACCCAAGGAUAGGAAUCAUCACCAUGACCAUGCCGACCGAAGCACAAAGAUUGAGACUAAACCGGUCUCAAACUACUCAGCCCACGAUCCUACCAUGAUCGAAGUCGUAGAGAGCUUCAGUACUGAUGUCGCCGCUUACCCACACUUCGAAACAUUUGUCUGUUUACCGAUACGGAAUAGCCAAAUGACCUGCCACAGCAGCUACUCGUCAGGUUCCCAUAUGUGGUACUCUACGUCGCAAAGUGGUAGCUCAGAUCUGGAGAGCUUGACACCACGGUCCUCUGCCUCAAUAUCUCCAUACGAGAUAGUACUGUCUCCAAAAACAAUACUCAGCGCUGCACGCACUGACCCCUUCAACACUUUACCGCUGGAAUUGGACAUCGACGGGCAGCACCUAUUCGAUUUCUAUGUCAACGAAAUGCCCGCCUGCUCCUACGGGAACCACUUUCGGUCCACAAAAGCGCACAAUUGGUAUACAGCGGUCUUCGUUGCUGAAGGAAUGAAAGGGCCGGUAGCAUUCCAAAACACCGUCCUUGUUCACGCAGCCAACACCUGGACCUGGGUUCGCAACCAGGAGGUGGAUGAACGGGGUCUAAUGCAUCGCGAUCGUGCCAUUUCCAUGCUUCGUCAACGUCGUGAGAGAUACCCGCACGAUUUCUCCGAUGAAGUAAUCACAGCUUGUCUCAGCGCUGCGGGACUAGAAGAUUUUGAUCCUCGUCCAGGGCGGAAGCCAAUCAGUUGGCUUCACAUGCGAGCUGCAAGAGAGAUGGUCAGGGCUCGGGGCGGGCCUGCUGCAUUCCAUAACACCCGAUUGGGAAUGUUGAUCAACUGGCAAGAUUACAUUCUAUCAGGUUAUGAGACCGACGGUCCGAGCUUCUUCUUCGAAGCCAAUCCACCGAUGAAACAGCCAAGCGAAAGACGUCGCUCCGAGCUGCGAUCAGCUACAAUGCCGCAGCCCGGAAUGACUUCAUUCCCGGUUACCGUCGAGCUAAGUCUUACCUGGCCUCGGCCAUUACUCCCGCACGAAGAGCUUCAAAAUCAGUGCGACACCUUCAUAAACUUUCUCCAACGGUGUCAACAACUUUCAGAUUACCAAGCGAGUACCUCUGACGUCAACUCGCGACCAUUGCGCCAUACUGCGUUUCAGGACGGCUCGCUACUACAUCAGAUCCUUGCGGCACCUCCAGGAGCGCGUUUCACUGCAUCGGGCAAUCGGAAACAAUUCGUCGCGCGCCUUGUUGCUCUGCUCAUGCUCAACGCAGCCCUGUGGGACUACCGCAAUUCCGUGCCACACAGCGAGAUCUUCCUUCAGACGCUACAGCAAGCAGUCUUGAACAGCGAAGUGAACAUGAGUGGUUCCGUCGAGGCACUAUUGCAGAUCUUGCUUGAGUGCAAUGACGGCUUGGUCAAUACGCCCAGCGACAGCUUCAGCCAAGUGCCAGAUUUCUCUCAAUAUUCCUCGGCCGCACGGACCCCAUACGAUCGGCCAUGGUUCGCUGGCCGCAUGCUCAAGGUCGCCAAGCGUCUCAGUUAUGAGUCUUGGAUGCACGUCAACUCCACUCUGUUCUCUUGCCUGACCAUGCAGCCUGGUAUGCCUAGUGUUGCUCUCUGGGAAGAGAGUCUUCGGGACGAGAUUCUCCAUGCGCCGCUCACGAGGUAUGUUAUGCCUUCUUUGGAAGAGCCAUAA
Molecule: messenger RNA, 1917 nt
Organism: Aspergillus saccharolyticus JOP 1030-1
Lineage: Eukaryota; Fungi; Ascomycota; Eurotiomycetes; Eurotiales; Aspergillaceae
Product: sigma-70 region 2 family protein
Exons: 2
Coding region: 1-1917 (638 amino acids)
Source: RefSeq, a predicted model, not a curated record